Messenger RNA from Tyto alba (common barn owl), 2680 nucleotides. RefSeq names its product alpha-1,3-mannosyl-glycoprotein 2-beta-N-acetylglucosaminyltransferase (gene MGAT1). The record is from RefSeq and is a predicted model, not a curated record. The coding region runs from base 393 to 1721 and encodes 442 amino acids. Lineage: Eukaryota; Metazoa; Chordata; Aves; Strigiformes; Tytonidae. Gene Ontology annotation, biological process: protein N-linked glycosylation. Gene Ontology annotation, molecular function: alpha-1,3-mannosylglycoprotein 2-beta-N-acetylglucosaminyltransferase activity. The transcript is spliced from 3 exons. Gene Ontology annotation, cellular component: Golgi apparatus.
GCACGGGGGGCGUGGCCUUGCCGUUGCCAUGGCGUCGCUUCCGGUGCGGCGGGGCGGAAGUGGCGGGCGCUGCCGGGAGGCGCCGCUGAGCUCAUCUGGACACACCAACCCCACAACCCCCACCCCAAAAAAAAAAAAAAACAAACCAUGGCUGGGAGCUGGGAGCUGCUGAACCCCACGAGAGCGGACGGACAGAUGGCCUGACCCCCCCCUUUCCCCCUCCUCCACGACCGUGAGGAAGCUCCGACGGGACAAAAGCAGCGAAUUCCCCCGAUUCCUGAGGGAUUCCCAGGCGGUUCUGGAAAAGGGGGGGGAGGGGGGAACCCCAGCGACCCCCCUCCCCCUGGAGCGAGCCACAACCAGGUCCAUGGCGUGGGAGUGAGCGCUGAAGGAUGCUGAAGAAGAGCAGCUUGGUGGUGUGGGGGGCGGCGCUCUUCGUCGCCUGGAACGGCCUCCUCCUCCUCUUCCUCUGGAGCCGCCCGGCUUCCCCCGGCGAAGGCGACCGGCUGACGGCCGAGGUGAUCCGCUUGGCCCAAGAUGCCGAAACCGAACUGGAACGGCAAAAAGAACUCCUCCGCCAGAUCCACCGCUACAGCGGGCUGGGGGGGCGGCGGCGCGGGGUUCCAGUCACCCCUCGCCCCCCUCCGCCCCCCCGCCCUUCCCCGCCGCCGCGACUCCCCGAGCCCCCCGCCGCCGUUUUGCCGGUGCUGGUGAUGGCUUGCGACCGCAGCACCGUCCGGCGGUGCCUGGAUAAACUUUUACGUUACCGUCCCUCGGCUCAACGUUUUCCCGUCAUCGUCAGCCAGGAUUGCGGGCACGCCGAAACGGCUCGCGUCAUCGCUUCGUACGGCGACGCCGUGGCUCACAUCCGCCAGCCCGAUCUCGGCGACAUCCCGGUGCCGGCCGAGCACCGUAAGUUCCAAGGUUAUUACAAAAUCGCCCGGCAUUACCGCUGGGCGUUGGGCCAGGUUUUCCGGACCUUCCGUUACCGCGCCGCCAUCGUGGUCGAGGACGAUUUAGAAGUCGCUCCGGAUUUUUUCGAGUAUUUCCAAGCGACGUUCCCGCUCCUCCUCGCCGACCGCAGCCUCUGGUGCGUCUCCGCUUGGAACGACAACGGCAAAGAGCAAAUGGUGGACGUCGGGGAAGCCGAGUUGCUUUACCGGACUGAUUUUUUUCCUGGCCUCGGUUGGUUGCUCUUAGCCGAACUUUGGGAUGAACUUGAACCCAAGUGGCCGCGAGCUUUUUGGGACGAUUGGAUGCGCCAGCCCGAACAGCGCCGAGACCGCUCCUGCAUCCGCCCCGAAGUCUCCCGUACGAUGACGUUCGGUCGCAAAGGAGUGAGCCACGGGCAGUUUUUCGACCAAUAUCUGAAAUUUAUCAAACUGAACGACCGCUUCGUGCCUUUUACCCAGCUGGAUCUUUCUUACCUCAAAAAGGAAGAGUACGAACGUUUUUUCCUCGCGAAGGUUUACGCCGCGCCGGAGGUGAGGGUGGAGGAGCUCCAAGGGAACCGCCGGCGGGAGCUGGGCACCGUCCGCUUGCAGUACAGCGGCCGCGAUUCCUUCAAAGCCUUCGCCAAAGCCCUGGGGCUCAUGGACGACCUCAAAUCCGGCGUCCCCCGCGCCGGUUAUCGCGGCAUCGUCAGCUUCGUCUAUCGGGGGCGGCGCGUUUAUCUCGCGCCUCCCUCGGACUGGACGGGUUACGAUCCCAGUUGGAGUUAGCGGGGCGCCGUCGCUGCGCGGGGGGGGGAUUAUUUUUUUUUUGUGUGUGUGCGUGCGCGCGCCCCCCUUUUUCAUCAUCUUUUUAUUUGUAUUUUUUUUUUUGUUUCGGUGUGGCUUCAGCGGGGUGGGAGGCGGCGGGGGGGGGGAUAGGAUUUUUGGCACCCAGCAGCAGCAGCAGCAGCAGCAGCAGCAGCAAAGCGCCGCUUCUCCGGUGCCGCUGCGGGGGAAGAUUUGGGGUGAAAGUGGCUCCGAGCGGAGAAAUUAUUUUCCAGAAUAAAAGGAAAAAAAAAAAAAAAAAAGACUAAAUUUUUUUAAAACAAAACAAAACAAAACCAAAAAACCCAAAACCCCACAAAAUUCAGAUUUUAUUUGCUCAGCUCAUCCACACCGCCCAGGCUCUGUAUUGCACUCUAGGGCCUUGUCCCUGUAUUCAGCUUGAUGCUCUGGGUGCUGCACGCUGUAAAGCGAUCUAUAUGGGUCUGUACAGAUCUAUAGGGGUCUGUACGCAUCCAUAGGGGGUCUGUACAGAUAUAUGUGCCCUGGUUCCUAUAGGGUCUCAGCCCUAUUCCAGGCCCUAUAUUGGGCUGUGGGGUCUAGAAUCUCUAUAAGAGUCUGUUCUAGUCCCUAUAUGUGAUUGUACACCCUGGACCCUAUAUAUAUACCAUAUAUAUGUAUAUAUACAUAUAUAUAUGUAUGCAUACACACCAGGCUGUUGGGUGCCAUAGGGUUUGGGCUCUGUGGUUUUGUCCCUAUAUCAGGCUAUAGGGUCUGGGUAUCACACUCCAUACGUUCCCCUCACCCUAUAUCACAGCCCGUUUCACAGCCUGCUCGCUGGUCUGUACGUUCUGCCCCAUAUGUUCCACUGCUGGGGUCUGAGGGGGAGCAUCGUUUCUGCUGCUAAAAAGCCCCUUUUGUGUUUAAAAAAGAAAAAGGAAAAAAAAGACCCUUUUUAGUUUAAA